Messenger RNA from Anolis carolinensis (green anole), 391 nucleotides. RefSeq names its product large ribosomal subunit protein eL13-like. NCBI's taxonomy places the organism in Eukaryota, Metazoa, Chordata, Lepidosauria, Squamata, Anolidae. Gene Ontology annotation, cellular component: cytosolic large ribosomal subunit; ribosome. Gene Ontology annotation, molecular function: RNA binding; structural constituent of ribosome. Gene Ontology annotation, biological process: translation. Bases 1 to 351 code for a protein of 116 amino acids. The transcript has a single exon. The record is from RefSeq and is a predicted model, not a curated record.
AUGUUUGCAGUGGACCCCCGAGGUCGCAACAGGUUCACAGAGGCCUUGCAGGCCAACGUCCAGCGGCUAAAGGAGUACCACUCCAAGCUCAUCCUGUUCCCCAGGAAGCCUUCUGCGCCUAAGAAUGGAGACAGUCCAGCAGAAGAGCUCAAGAUGGCCAUCCAGCUCUCCGGACCAGUUAUGCCCAUAACGAAUGUUCACAAGAAAGAGAAGGCCCAGGUCAGCACCGAGGAGAAGAAUUUCAAGGCCUUUGCCAGCCUGCGCAUGGUCAGAGCCAAUGUGCGGCUCUUCGGCAUCCAGGACAAACGGGCCAAAGAAGCUGCUGAGCAGGAAGUGGAGAAGAAGAAAUAAUAAUAUGAAGAAACUCUGCUCGAGGCCUCUCAAUAAAAGU